Molecule: messenger RNA, 369 nt
Organism: Didymodactylos carnosus
Lineage: Eukaryota; Metazoa; Rotifera; Eurotatoria; Philodinida; Philodinidae
Source: the annotation of a GenBank genome assembly
AUGCAAGACACUAUCAAUGCCAACAAUUGGCUAACUCAAGAUGACGUUAGCGGCAACAUUGUUAGCUUUAUGACGGCAGGUUCUGUAGUGCAUGCUGAUGUCUAUUCGGUUCAUUAUGAUUGUGAACUUCGGGGUCCUGAUGAUCCAUACACCUUUGUGCCUGUGCGUCAUAAAACAAAACGCCAUCCAAUGGCAUAUUUACCAUCUGGAGCGGAUUUAAAAACAAAUAAAUCUAUUCAAUCAAUGGAUAAAGAAAAUACAAAUCCAGUGCUUUGUGACUCAGUAAUUCUUGGUGAUGACGAGUCACUUAUUCGUGGUCAAAAUACAACAGUUGUUCCUGGUUUUAAAGAACUACCGGGUGCGGCAUAA